Messenger RNA from Impatiens glandulifera, 1837 nucleotides. RefSeq names its product putative pentatricopeptide repeat-containing protein At5g40405. The transcript has a single exon. The record is from RefSeq and is a predicted model, not a curated record. Gene Ontology annotation, biological process: RNA modification. The coding region runs from base 277 to 1746 and encodes 489 amino acids. Gene Ontology annotation, molecular function: RNA binding; protein binding. NCBI's taxonomy places the organism in Eukaryota, Viridiplantae, Streptophyta, Magnoliopsida, Ericales, Balsaminaceae.
UUCUCUCACAAGCUUAGACAUCUUUCCUAUAGAUUGAAAUCUGCAAUUGAAGAUGAAAAUGAAAUCUCUCUGCAUGUUAUGCUUUGGGGGAAGGUCCUGCAUAGCACAGAAUUCUGACAUUUGUUGCGGUGGGUAUGUCUACGUGUCAAGUUGAAAUUCAAUUCUCAGAGAUGAGUAAUAUUGGAAGGCAAUACAUCAUCAGUCAUCACCAUUCCGCCCAUAACUUCAAUACAAACUAUGAAAUUUGAUAAUUAUCAAUCCAACAACAUUUGAGCUAUGAAAUCUAUGGAAGCAGUAAGAAAUGUCGUAAGACACCCAACAAUUUCCCUUGUAGAAACAUGUAAACGCCUGACAGAAAUCAAGCAAGUUCAUACUCAACUAAUCGUGGCUGGUCUCCUCAACGACCCUUUUCUCGUCGGUCAAUUUCUGGCCUCCCUUGUCAUCAAACGUCCCAACGAUCUUGAUUACGCGACUCUCGUUCUGGAUCAAUGUCAUAACCCAACUGCCUUCGCAUUCAACACCAUGAUCAGAGCUCAUUCCAAAACCUCAAACCCUCUCAAAAGCUUCAUUUUUUACAAAAGAAUCCUUCACUCAAAUAACAAACUCAUCCCUGACAACUAUACUUUCAAUUUCUUAGUCCGAGCCUGUGCUCAGUUGUUCGAGGAGGCUGGUUCAGCUGUCCAUGCGGUUGUAGUAAGACGUGGGUUCCAAAUGGAUCCUCACUUGCAAAGCGGGUUGGUUUACAUGUAUGCUGAAGUGGGUUUCUUGGAUUCUUCUCUUAAGGUGUUUGCUGAAAUUCCCAAGCCAGAUUUAGUGACUCAAACUGCAAUGCUGGUGGCCUGCGCUAGAUCUGGUCGUCUUGAUUUCGCACAGGAAGUGUUUGAUAAAAUGCCUGUAAGAGAUACUAUUUCAUGGACAGCCAUGAUAUCAGGAUAUGCACAAGGAGGUUUGCCCAUGGAUGCACUGAGAUUGUUUAAUUCGAUGCAACUGCAGAGUGUGGAAGUGAACGAAGCGUCCAUGGUUUCGGUUUUAUCUGCCUGCACUCAGUUGGGUGCUAUAGAACAGGGAAGAUGGGCACAUGCAUAUAUCGAAAGACACAACCUUCCAAUGACCGUUACAUUAGGCACUUCUCUAGUGGACAUGUAUGCAAAAUGCGGGGACAUUGAAAUGGCAAUGAGCAUCUUUUGGAGGUUAAUGGAAAAGAAUGUAUAUACAUGGAGUAGCGCCAUGGGAGGUUUAGCAAUGAAUGGACUUGGUAACGAAUGCUUAGAGCUAUUCUCGUUGAUGAAACGAGAAGGGGUUAAACCGAAUGAAGUCACUUUCAUUUCGAUACUAAAGGGUUGUAGCGUUGCUGGAUUGGUUGAUGAAGGUUGUAGACAGUUUGAUUCGAUGAUAAAAGACUAUGGUUUUGUGCCAAUGCUGGAACAUUAUGGAUGUAUGGUAGAUUUAUAUGGGAGAGCUGGUUUACUAAUGAAAGCUCUUGAUUUUAUAAACAAAAUGCCUAUUCAGCCUCAUGCUGGUGCUUGGGGAGCUCUACUGAAUGCAUGUAAGAUCCAUGGAGAUAUGGAACUUGGCGAAAUUGCGGCUAGAAAGAUAGUUGAACUAGAGGCUAAGAACCAUGGUGCAUAUGUGGUCUUGUCGAACAUCUAUGCGGAUUCGCACGAGUGGGACAAAGUUGGAACUAUCAGGAAAAGUAUGAUGGUAAAGGGUGUGGAGAAGAUCCCAGGUUUUAGUGUCAUAAGUUAAUCAAAAUUCAUCCAAAUGAAAAGAAUAACUCUUAAGAAGAACUUUUUUGAUCUUUGAUUAUUUGAAAAAGUAUAAUUAUGAUAUUGUAGGA